AUGUCGCUGUCACCAAACCCGCGCGUAGUAAUCCCAGCCAGCACGUCCUCCCUACCGCCACCCCCAGAUGAACAAGAAGAAGAAGAAGUUGUACUCCCGCAAAAGGAUGAAAAGCACGAUCCUGGAUUGUCCCUCGUCGCAAUUCGACAGGGGAGUGCGUAUCACCGACACGGUGUUUUUGCAACAGCUGCGAUUCCAGCGCGCGGUGUAGUCUUCGCUGAAAGGCCCGCUAUCGUCGUCGAAAUUUGGGAUGGUCCGUCGUCAUCAGCAGCCGAAAACACGGAGCAGGAAGUAGACCGAGGUGAAGAUGAAGUGAAGUUGCAGCGACGCAGACGAUCGGAGUUGCAAAUUCUAGACGAGAAGUGGAACAGUUUGCCCGCAAAGACACAGGAACAGCUCGAUUGCCUCUUCGGAAAUGAUACUGACUCCGGUAUUUCGACGAACAUGGUAGCACCACGUCCAGCAGAAGCUAGCAGCGGCAGCUCCAGCGACUUGAGAACGGAUUUACGGCAGAAACGGCGAGCAGAUAUCUUCACAACGAAUUCGGCACGACUGACAAAUUCAAUGGACAUGAACAGCAACUGCCACCGGGCCGGACUGUUCGCGUUUUAUUCCCGCACGAACCACAGCUGUGUUCCGAAUUGUGCCUAUCGGAUACGGUACGACAGAAUUAACGAGGCUGAUCGUGGUGAGAUGGGAAGCAGGAGUGACGUUGCCACAACAGAAGAUCAAGAAAGCCACACUCAACUAGAGAUGAUAGCCCUGCGUGACAUCAACCCGGGUGACGAAAUCGUGCACCACUACGCGGCAAACCUAAGCUCGGAUUUCCACUUUCUCAGUCGCAAACAGCGACGAGAGAUGCUUUUUGCAGAGAACGGCUUCUGGUGUGAUUGCCCCGCUUGUGGUGCUGCAUCGGAAAUAACAGCUGCAAGUGAUGGGGUUCGGGCGAGGUUAGGUGAAACGGAAAGCAGAGUUCGCGAGUUGCUUUUCGACCUCCUCUCGCAACCGCAAGCCGCGACUGCUUCUGCUUGCGACCAUGAUGCGCCCGACAAUAAUAUCAUAGACGCAUCUUCAAGAAAGCGACGACGCACGGAUAGUUGUGACGAGGCCUGUUCUUCUAUGGUAGAGCAAAACGACAUCAGCAAAAGCAUCUCGUGCAGCACGCUACCAGGAUCUUCUUUGAUAAUUGACCGGACGAAUAUCGAGGGAGAUGUGAAAAGCAGCCUGCUCCGCGAAUUGCGGGAGACCGUGCACAGCCUGAGGGAGAAGUACAGGAUAUUGGGGCUAGACGUGCUGUGCAGCCUGAAGCUGCUUGACCUGGAAUUGAUGGCUCUCGCACUGGAAUUUGUCGUCCUGGAGGUGGCUAAGGCUAGCUCAUCACAAAUAUCGGAGACCACUAUUGACGAUCGUGCCCGUGUCCGUGAAGAAUGCCUCGUCGAAGAUCAAGAGGAAAGUGCCGAGGCUGCCCUUCGGAAAAAAUUGAAACAGCUGAUCUGUGCCGGAGAAGAUGCAGGCGCCAGUGAGGAGUUUCUCGCCGAGUAUCGACACCUGCUCUCUGUGAUAGAAGACGAUGAAAACUAUCGCUGUCGAAUUCAGUUGAAGCGAAGAAAGUAUUCUCGCAGUCCUUGGGAAAAGUGGCUAAUGGCACACUUCCAGGGAGAAAGUUACGCUUGCGACUAAGUUUGACAUAUGAUUUGAAGAUAGAUCCCCCCUGCCCUUUACUAUCCAGCAGUGACCAGUUUCCCGGAGCCCUACUCACACAACGACAAAAAAUGUUGAUUGAAAAAAGUCCUUGCCCUGGUAUUACCACGAUGGAGUUAUGGGCGGACGCUGCACUUGCGAAAAAACGAACGACAAUUUAAUGAAUCUAGUAUAUCAACAUGUUGCACUUUCGGACGAAACUCGAAAGCAACCCACACGGAGGAUGCAUAUCAGG
Messenger RNA from Amoebophrya sp. A120, 1936 nucleotides. Lineage: Eukaryota; Dinophyceae; Syndiniales; Amoebophryaceae. The record is from the annotation of a GenBank genome assembly.